Molecule: messenger RNA, 1693 nt
Organism: Xenopus laevis (African clawed frog)
Lineage: Eukaryota; Metazoa; Chordata; Amphibia; Anura; Pipidae
Gene: cdk10.L
Product: cyclin-dependent kinase 10 L homeolog
Exons: 13
Coding region: 352-1221 (289 amino acids)
Biological process (GO): regulation of mitotic cell cycle
Cellular component (GO): nucleus
Molecular function (GO): protein kinase activity; nucleotide binding; protein serine/threonine kinase activity
Source: RefSeq, a predicted model, not a curated record
CUACACUUCUGUUUAGCCCGGGAUCUACUACCGGAAGCUGUAGCCGGGGAGGAGACUGAAUGAGCUAGCACAGGUCCGCCUCCUCCGUGACAUCAUCAGCUGCUGCCCUAGCCCUGCUCUGUGCUGCUGGAGCUGCAGACAUGACCGGCUUUUGUUGGAGAAAAUCGGGACUGUUGGGCGAUAUGGAGGAAGACAGAGUGAGUCUUCGGGGAACAUGACAAGAGACUUGGUCGCUGCCGAAGUGUUAAGGAGUUUGAGAAAUUAAAUCGCAUUGGUGAAGGAACUUAUGGUAUAGUAUAUCGUGCCAGAGAUACGAAGAGCAAUGAAAUAGUUGCACUGAAGAAGGUGAGAAUGGACAAAGAGAAAGAUGGUAUCCCCAUAAGCAGCCUACGGGAGAUAACUCUCCUACUUAAAUUGCGACAUCCCAACAUUGUGGAGCUGAAGGAAGUAGUUGUUGGAAAUCACCUAGAAAGUAUCUUUCUGGUUAUGGGAUACUGUGAACAAGACCUGGCCAGUCUUCUGGAGAAUAUGCAAACCCCAUUCUCAGAAGCCCAGGUGAAAUGCAUCUGCUUCCAGCUCCUCACUGGGCUUCAGUAUCUCCAUGAGAGCUUUAUAGUGCAUAGAGAUCUGAAGGUAUCCAACCUGCUCAUGACUGAUAAAGGCUGUGUGAAGAUCGCUGACUUCGGCCUGGCUCGUGCUUUUAGCACCCCUGCAAAGCAGAUGACUCCUAAAGUGGUGACUCUAUGGUACCGGGCCCCUGAACUUCUCCUGGGAAGCACUACACAGACAACAGCUAUAGACAUGUGGGCUGUUGGUUGCAUACUGGCUGAGCUCCUGGCUCACAAGCCGCUUCUUCCAGGAAGUUCAGAAAUCCAGCAGAUUGAUUUGAUUAUACAGCUGCUUGGCACACCUAAUGAAAACAUUUGGCCAGGCUUCUCAAAGUUGCCUUUAGUUGGUCAAUACACCGUACGUAAGCAGCCUUACAACAAUUUAAAACACAAGUUUCCCUGGUUGUCUGAAGCUGGACUUCGCUUACUAAAUUUUCUUUUUAUGUAUGACCCCAAAAAGAGAGCAACAGCUGAGGACAGUCUUGCAAGUUCAUAUUUUAAGGAAAAGCCUUUGCCCUGUGAACCCCAGCUGAUGCCUACAUUCCCACAUCAUCGGAACAAGAGAGCAAGUGGCACAGGAGCAGAGAGCCAGUGCAAGCGCAGCAAACCAUAAUUACACUAUUCCAUCCACUUUCUGAAGCAAAUCACUCAAAGGAUUCCUUUGGGACUCUGAUGAAGGCAGAACUUGAAUCCAGGGCUCUAUCAAUUUUUUUUUAGAUUGUAUAUAGCCUUAUGCUGUAAGAUUGAAUAACUAAGAAGAUAGACCUGUACUCUACUGGUUUAUUUAACAUGAAUCUUCUGUCUUUGAGUUACCUGACUGGGAGUGUAAAAAGGCUCUGACCUAGACUUUAUGGUCGCUUUUGGAAAAGUGAGGAUAUCUAUGUGUCCUGCACUGAUAUUAUUGUGCUGAAUCAGCAUUAGGGUAGGAGAACUGGCUGUGCCCCUUGCUGUGCAGGUGGUGGGUUAUCUCUUCCACACCAGGCAGCCUUGAAAAAUUGUGCAGCAAUCAUAAAUGUUAUUUACUGAACUGAUGUUUUGUUAUAACCAAUGUUCGCUGUUACUAAAAAUAAAGUAUGUAAUAUGUA